UUUAGUUCAGUUUACGUAGAGUGUUUGGAAACGUCGUAGUACAAAUAAUUCCUAAAAGGAACCCGGUAACCAUUAACUGUUAUAGAUAAUUUAAACAAAAUCAUUAUUAAUUUACUCCAGAAACUUCAUUGAUCAGUAUAUGUAUGUGUUUGCUUUUCGAAAACGUAAUAAGAAACAUGUUUUAAAAUAUACAUUAUAAACAUGUAUAUACAUUUAUUCACCAUCUCUGAAGCUUGUUGAGGAUGGAUAGCUUUUCUGCGCAUGUCCUCAAGUCCUUUAUUAUUUCUUAAAAAAAAUGUAAUACAGGUACAAGAGUACAUGAAAUUCAUUCAUGAAAUGCAUACACACAAGACUGUUUAAGAAUAUAAUUUGCUCGUUAGUUCUAUUGUAUUUUCAUUAAAUAUUAAAGAUGUUUUUGUGUAUAUUCAAAAUAAAUAAAUUAAUAAUUAUUAAAUUGAUAAAACUUCGUUGACAGAAAUUUAAUAAGUAAAGCGAGAUGAAACCUCCUUUUUCUGAUUCGUGGAUUUUCUAUAGGCAUCCAUGGCAGUAUUCAAAAUGCAAACGCUCCCUUGCAUCAAAUUUAACGCGCAUAAUUACAUAAUUGGAAGAAAAAAUCCAAAAUGCAGGAAAAAACCUACAUAUCAAUCAAAUGCUAGCCAGAGGGGCGAUUUUCUAUUCAGUGACUACUUUGAGAUUCUAAUAAACCUCUAAAAAUGCAUUACAAUUGCCUAUUGAUCAAGUAUAUACAAAUUGAUGUAUUGGUCAUUUUGGCAACCCUCCGAUAUGGAAAUGCCAACUAUAUUGGCACUUCUCGCAGUCGUGAUAGAACUUUAAAUAAGGAAAAUGCGAUCAAAACAGACGACACUUCGGGUGGCGUUCGAACAGUUGGUGAAGUCUUUGUGCCAAAAACAUUCUCCCUGAACUCACAAGAGCCAACAUGUGAACAAUUGCGCGCUAUGUGGAUAUUUUCUAAGAGGCAAUCCAGAGCGGCAGAGAUCACAAAUGAAAUACCAACGUAUCGUGACCCAUUUACGUAUAAUGUUUGGGAGCCACUUUAUUUAAACUCACGAAUGUUGGGAUCACUUAGGAUGGGCAGUAGGGAAAGAACACGAUCGCCUGUGUUUGGUCGGGUUGUUAGUCGAGAGCCAAGUUUGCCUCAACGGAUGCCAAUAUCUCCCUUGGACCACCAUCAGAGAGAGAGACUGGUGGAAUUUGGGUCGAGUAAUCCUCCUCCAGGGACAAGUCAAACUCGAUUUUAUGGCUCUGAGAUUCGCCCACAAAUUGGAAUUUCUGCAGCCUCCUCAUCAAGAAGAUCGAAUAAAAAUCGUUAUGUUGGCGGAAUGAGAAACGAAAAUGUAGCAAUUGGAACUAAUAAUAAAGAUAAUCAAAAUUCCGUGGCCAUACAAGGAAGUUUUCAAAAGCUUAAAGAGUUAAUAUGGACAGAACGGGCUAAGGAAUUAACACAGCAACGUAAGGAUGAGGAAAUGGCAGCACGUGCUGCUGCUCUGAAAGAAAUAGCCAAUGGAAAAAACAUAUUUGUCAACAACAAUCCUCCAUAUUCAGACAGCACGUCCUCCGAAUCAAUUAUGAUGGAUCAAAACCGCAGCCCCGUCGGUGACAGCUAUCAAUUUAGCAACAAAAACGCUAAUCGCAUGUCAAUAUCAAAUGAUCAAAAUUGGCAAAUCGAUAAAAUGAAUAAUAAAAAUAAUCACAGAACUGGGAACCGAGCAACCACGCGCCGCAUCGGAGCUUUAUCAUUACCAUCUUACAAUGCCAAGGAAUACCAAAGUAAAAAAGAAAAUGCUAAGAGUAUAUUUUCGGGAAGAUAUGGCAAUAAUGGUCAGUUAAAUCGAGGAGAAGACAGUGCCGCUCGGAUUUCAAGCGAUUUAAUGGCCGAAAGAGAUCAUAGUACCAUCGGUAUACCAAGGACUUAUCCAAUUCGAAAAUCACAUUUUCGAGAGCGAAAUCGAUCACUUUUAAAAGAGCCGGAAAAUAAUUACUUUCGACGUUUUCUACGAGGGCUAACGACAUCACCAUUAAACUCGGAAAGAAAUAAAGGAACAUAUAAUCACAAUAAUUAUUUAGGUCGACAGCUAUAUUCUUUCAAUGAAUAUAACUAUAUACCUCAAUCGCCAAUUGAUGAAAAUACUGUUAAAUCUGUAGAAAACGAUGAUAAUGUUAAGCUGGCGACGAUAAUUCCAGAAACUGAUCAUCUGGAGGUUGAAUUCUCAGAUUUCGGUACCUAUUAAUUACGCUUUAGUAUCUGUUAAGGCCCAAUUAUUAGUUGUUAACCAAAAUAAGGUGUCUCUUAAAUUUUAUUAACCAACGUAAAAGACAAUUUCUUGAUUUUCAGCUAAUAAUUGCAUUGUAAAUACAUAUUUUUAUGUUAAUCAUCACAUUUAAAUGCAAGAUAAUUGUUUAGAAACCAAAAGUAAAAGAAAAGCCAUGAAAGUUGUUUAAUUCCUACACAUUUAGCAACAAACUUAAAUUUCUUUAACAAAAAUUUUAAAGUGGUAUCAAAAGCUACAAUGCAAAUUUAAUGAUCGAUUGAACUUUUGAUUAAUUAUAAACUAUAUUUUUCCGAACGAGAUACCAUAUUUAUAUACAUAUACAUAAUUUUACGAUUUGGAUUCCAAACUUAAAACCACAAAAUGCUUCCUACCAACAACAAUCAGUUUCCAAAUUAGAUAUCACUUUAUAAUAAAUUGCCGAACAUCAAAAUACACUUUAAAAAAAAGCCUAUAAAAUACAAAUUUAUUAUGACUUAAGCCGCAAAGUACCUACAUAUACUUACUAAUUAUAAAAUAGAAAACAAAAGUUUUACUAAUCAUCUGAAAAGUAUAGACAUAUCACGACGAUCCGCAAUCAUGACUGUUCUUCAGACUUCAGGAAGAGUCCAACAAAAAUUCCAAAUCAAAAGGCCAAAAAUGGGGCAUGCUUUUAAAAGAUCUUCUUGAGCUUGAACCCAGAAACGCAUCUAAGGCAUAACCUUAGAUAUAAUAUAUAUCUAUCGAUUCUUCGUGAACGGCAAAAGUUAUUAAAAAAGCAAAGCCAAUACUACAACAAAUUUAUUUAAAAUCUCCAGAAUACAACUAUAACAUGUACAUAAAUGCAUUUGUGCCUGCUCCGAAAAAAAUUAGCUGUUUAAAACAAUUACAAUUUUGGAUAUCCAAAACAUAUUAAAAAAUAUAGUGAAAGGAAUCCAGAAAAUGUACACCAACAAUCGCAAAAAAUUAAUAAAAUAGAAGAUCCCAUAUCAAAUUAAUAAACAUGUUCUUUGGUCUGCUGAUAGUCUGAGUAUUCCCUUGACGACUGAAUGACUGAAUUACUGAAUUACUCAACCUCGGAGUCGCUAAAUGAAUGAAAAUAUAUAAUAAGCUGUUUUCAGUUGCCGAUAUUUUCAGUCAUUUUGUCGUCAAGGGAAUAUACAGAGUAAUUUGAUCUGAAAAUAUGAAUGUAUCAAAACGGAGAAUUGUUAAAACUCUUUUAACAGCCUAAAUAUAAAAAAUAUUAUGAUGUAUAUGUAUUCUGCAUGUCGUGGAUCACUAAAUACUGUGAAUACAUCUGGGAUUUUUUUUACUUAUUUACUUAUUUUUAUACCUAUACCUUUAUAUUAUUUAUUUACAAAGAAUCAAUUUUUUCACACCAAGCAUAAACAUAUCAAAUUUGUUUUGCCCGCGUAUUUAAAUUGUCUUCCUUCUGAAUCACUAUUAAUCUUUACGUGAAGAAUUGCAGAAAUAUAUGCAUUUAUAAGCUAAACGUCAUUUAUCCCUAUGGCUAUUAAAAACUGCUUGCCUUCAUAGUCCCAAAAAUUACUAUAAUAUUUAAUAUUACUCAAAAAGAGAAUAAAUACAUAUUUUUAUCAGAGAGAUGGAUCACGGAAGUGAUAAUAUAUUACUAUUAUAUUCAUUAGAAUCAUCAUCAGUAUUUACAUGUACGAUCCAUAUUACAUUGACAAUAAAACCUAUUUUGUAAGUUCCGCGACAAUAAUAGAGCCAAUUUUAUAUAGUAGGAAUAUUAUAUACGAAUAGGAAGUAUUUUACAAAAGAAUCAUAAAUGUAUGUAUUAUACCCAUUAUGUUAAUUAUAACCGUGAUUAACCAAAACACUAAAGUUGUCUACGCAUGGUUGGUGUUUUAAGAAAUCAAAAAUCGAAUAUCACUUAUAUGUAAUAAUUAAAUUAAGCAAAUAAACAAAAGUUGAUUGUAAAAUACGCUGUAAAUUUCAAAUUGUAAAACGAAAAUAAAAUGAUCUAUAUAAAAGUGAUUUUAGAAUGUA
Drosophila kikkawai is the source of this 4277-nucleotide messenger RNA. RefSeq lists its product as uncharacterized. NCBI's taxonomy places the organism in Eukaryota, Metazoa, Arthropoda, Insecta, Diptera, Drosophilidae. The record is from RefSeq and is a predicted model, not a curated record.